UGCAAGCACUGUGUCAAGACGUUCACCAAGCUCUCCGACUUGGUGCGCCACGAACGCACCCAUACGGGGGAACGGCCGUUUGUUUGCCAGUACUGCAAAGCUGGUUUCAGCCAGCGGUACCGACUCACCACCCAUAUCCGGUGCCACACGGGGGAGAAACCGUUUCUGUGUAUGUACUGUGAUAGCACGUUUGCACGAGGCGAUGCCAUGAGGUCACAU
Molecule: messenger RNA, 219 nt
Organism: Suhomyces tanzawaensis NRRL Y-17324
Lineage: Eukaryota; Fungi; Ascomycota; Pichiomycetes; Serinales; Debaryomycetaceae
Exons: 1
Biological process (GO): regulation of transcription by RNA polymerase II
Molecular function (GO): DNA-binding transcription factor activity, RNA polymerase II-specific; RNA polymerase II cis-regulatory region sequence-specific DNA binding
Source: RefSeq, a predicted model, not a curated record